GACCGAUUCGGAAGAAGCUUUUUUAGUUCAGUUUACAUCUUUUCUAGACGAUUAAAUACAUUCCGAUCACUUUUACACCCACCUUCUGUUGCCAGGUGAACGAAACCGUGCGUUCGUGUGAGUCUGGUGCGGGCAGUUCAAGGGCAAUCAACGGUUUUCGCGUUUGAAGAUGUGUUUUACCGCAGGGCUUGAGGUCGUUGGUUGAUGCGACUGCGCCGGAACAGCCUUCCAAAUGGACAUCGGACCGGGCAUAUCGUUGUUCACCGAUGCCGGCAGCAUCCAUCUCGAUCGCAAGGAAGAGGAAGAGCUGCGUGCCGAAGAAGAGGAAGAGCUGCGGGAUCAAGAGCGGCGGAAAGCACAGUUGGCCAACGAGCUGGAAGGUGCCUUCGAUGAUCUGAACUGCGACGACGAUACGCUUAACUCGCUGACCUACCAGUCGAACUACACCGAGGAUGAUGAGGAGGAUGACGAUGAACCUAGACCACCGGCUGGUGGAAUUCAAGGGCAGGGUAACCAUUACCAGCAGGCUCGCUUACCACCGCCAGUGUCCAGUCCCCGGACAGCAGCAGCAGCACCACCACCACGGGCACCGGCAGUGUCCCAAGACUCCAUCGGUGGUAGUGGUGUACGGGAGUUGCGGUUGUUGCUAGAAGCGAAGACGCGCGAGCUACAGAAUCUGGCACAAGCCAAAUACGAAAAGGAGCACGCUCACGAUCAGCAGCUGAGCGAGUUGCACAAGCAGCUUCUGCUCGAGCAGGCCGAGAAAGAUCGGGCCAUUAUGACGCGCGACCAAUCGCGCGAACUGCUAGUGAAGAGCAAAACGCAGAUCUCCGACCUAGAAGAUGCAAACGAGAAGCUGCGGUCAAAGGUCAGGGAGCUGGAGGAUCGGAAUGUGGCGCUGGUGGCCGAGCUGGAGCAGAAGAAUACCAUGCUGCAGGACAGCUUGCACCGGUAUCAAAUGUUGGAGCAAAAUUCGACCCAAAAAGCCGAUCGCCACACGGACGCAAUGGUGAGGGAGAUGGAGGAGCGCCACGGAGCGAAGGUUGCUAUGAUGCAACAGCAGAUCGACAACCUGCGGAGUCAGCUGGAAGACAAGCGGCAAGAGUGCCGACGGUUCGAGGCACGCUAUGCCGAGCUCCAGAAAUCCCGCGAAGCCCUGCUGAUCGAGAAGACCGAAACGGUGCAACGGUUACAGGACCAGCUCGAAGACUCGCAGCGCCAGUGUGGCAACCUGCUAUCGAAAUCCAAGGGCCAAGGUGAUUUCGAGCAGGAACGAUCGCGAAUGCGCAGCCGCAUUGGAGUGCUUGAAGCCGAGCAUACCGGUAUGCGCCAGACCAUUGCCGAUCUGACGAACCAGCUGGAGAAAACACAGGCCGAGCUCGAGCUAAUGGACAGUUUGGUCCACAGCGGUGGUACGCCGGCGAAGGAACAUCCCGAUGUUGGUACGGCCACACUGAACGGUGAUACGAAUGCGGAAGACGGUGGUAAACUGCCCCACAACCACCUGCAGGGUGGCGACAUGACGAGCUAUGCUUUCACGCACCGCAAUCUCAUCGGCAGUACGCCGAACAAUCAUCAGCAAACCGGCGGUCCUAAAUCAGCACCCGAAGUACGGCUGGCACGUCUCAAGAACGAGCUGCUCGUAUGUAUGACGGGUCAGAAGGAAAAGCGAGAAACGAUUCAACAGCUGGAGGCCAAUCUGAAGGCCCGCGAUCGGGAACUGGAGCAGCUUAAGAAGGACGAAAGCGAAGCGCUAGUACAGAUGAACCAGUACAAGGAGGAAGCGUUCCGGUUAGGCUCCAAGUGUCGCAUAUUGGAACAGGAACUGGAGAAACUAGUAGCGAAGCAGGGCAAUGGGAAGGGCACUGCGGGGACUCCAAGCGGUAGUAACAAUCGUCGCUCGAGCUACGAUCUACGUCAGGAAGCACUCGAAGAUCGCAUCUUCACCCUGCAGCAGACGAAGCUAGAGGCGGAGGAACAGAUCGAACAGCUGCAGAAGGAGAACGAGCGGUUAACGGAGCGGGUCCACAAGCUGAGCACUGAAUCGAACUCCUGUGCCGAGCUGAGGCUCGAGGUGGAAAAGCAAAAGUUUCUGCUCGCCGAUGCCCAGGAUGAAUGCGAUCGAUUGAAACGACUUUACGUGGAGGUUAGUGGAGCACGGGAUGAAAUCAAUCAAGAGUUGGCCACAUUACGAUCACAAGAUUCGGCCAAGGAGAUUGCCGCGCUCCAGGAACAGAUCGUUUCGCUCGAGCGUACCCUUAAGCUAACUGAGCUGAAGUCCAACGAGCUGGCCAAGCUGUUGGACAAGGAGAAAACGAGUCACGAGGCGUUGUUAAAGCAGCUCACUACAGCUGGUGGCGGUGGCGAUGGUCAGCGAUACCACACACCGACCAGGGAAUCGAAAAACGUGGCCAACACCUGCACCAAGUGCAUCGAUGGGUUGGCACAGAUCACGAAGCUCGAGAUUGAGAAUAUUAAACUCCAGUCCACCUGCACGGCACAGCUGCGUGAGAUCGCUGAACUGCGCGCUCAGCUGGAUGAUCAGCAGGCAACGAUCACCGAGUUGCACGAGCGGCUCGACCUGAAGGCGAUACGCGAUCAGGAGCUAGAUGAUCUCAAGGAAAAGGCUGCCCAAUUCCAUGAGUUCAUGCGCAGCCAGCAGCAUCAGCAACAUCAGCGAUCAGCAUCAUCUCCACCCAAUCCGCAGCUCGUGGACAGUGGCACCUCACCCGUGCGGAUAGCAUCACGCGAUCAAAGUGUCGGACCGGAUGAACUGCUGGAGCAUGAGGAUGAGACGGAGAGCGAGCAGGAACUCGAAGCGAAACGAAGGCAACAGAUGCGCGAACAGGAACAGCAGGUCCGGGAAGAGAUGGCCCGUGCAUUCGCCGCUCAGAUCAAGCAGAUCGAACAAAAGUUCCGCACGCAGUUCGCCAGUUUCGAGAGUAAUAUCGCGUCGCUCAAGCAGCAGCUACACGAACGCGAAUCGGAGCUGCAGGUGCGCAACCAGGAGGUCGAGGUGCUAAAGUGUGCCAUCGUGACCGAGCGGGAAAAGGUGGGCGAAAUGUUACGGCGCAAAGAUGCGGACGCUCGGUCGCUCUUCGACAAACAGCAGGAGCUGUUGGGCAAAUACAAGGCCGAACUGGCCAACGGGCAGCGGAAGGUGCAAUUUCUCGAGCAUGAGCUGCAGGAAAAGCGCGAUCUGAUCCAGUCCGAACGACAAUCGAUGGAGAAGCUGAUGGCCCAGAUUGCGACCGAGCGGACGACGCACCGGGAACGCGAACAGGAGAUGAUCGACAAGUGUACCGAGCUGGAGGCCGAGUACCGCAAGAGUCUCGAUCUGGUGACCGACAAGUACCAGUCAGCGAAGAAGACGGCUCUCAACUACAAAAAAUAUGCCGAAGACAAAGAGCAACACAUGCUGAAGGAAUACGAUCGAAUCAAGGAAGGAUACAAUGCGGCUCUGGUGAAGGUACAGAAUCGCAUGAAGGAAGCGCUGGAUAGCAAGGAGCGUGCAUUGCGGGAGAAGAUGGCGAAACUAGAGGCCGAGUACGCGGCUAAGCACGCGGUACGAACGGAACAGAAAUUCUAGCCCUAUGGAGACCU
Messenger RNA from Anopheles aquasalis, 3603 nucleotides. It is a transcript of the gene asl, whose product is annotated as chromosome segregation ATPase asterless. The record is from RefSeq and is a predicted model, not a curated record. NCBI's taxonomy places the organism in Eukaryota, Metazoa, Arthropoda, Insecta, Diptera, Culicidae.